Molecule: messenger RNA, 3510 nt
Organism: Pipistrellus nathusii (Nathusius's pipistrelle)
Lineage: Eukaryota; Metazoa; Chordata; Mammalia; Chiroptera; Vespertilionidae
Source: the annotation of a GenBank genome assembly
AUGGCACCAAAGGCCAAGAAAGGAUUGAAGGGCUCCAUCGAUGCCGUCCUGGAGGACCUCCUGGGGGAUGAGAUGACGCUGCCGGAGAAGCCUGUCAGACUGGCGCCACGGGCCAGAGAGAAGACACUCCCUUCCGCCAGGGCGAGGACAAAGUCCCUCCUGGAGCACAACACCUUCGGCACCAUGGCCGACCCCGCGGGAGCUGAGGCCGAGGUCUCCGACAUCUCAGAGGCAGACCCGCUGGCUCUGCUCCAGGCCAUGAAGGAUCUGGACGAGAUGGAUGCUGACCUCUUGGGCCUGAAGAAGUCUCCUCUGGCCCCUGGCAGAGGCGCCGCCAAGGGGGCUGGGAAACAGGAGCCGCCUAGCGACCCGCAGCCCGCCGCUCCGUCAGCAGCCCCGGAGGAAGGCGACGCCAUUCCCACCAAGAAGCCCUCCCCCUCCCCCAGCAGCUUCGGGCACCAGUACAAGAAGUUUUCUCUCGAAGACCUGGAAGACCCGCUGGCAGGCCUGCUCUCCGACGAGGACGGCGGGACCGCCAGGCAGCUGCCCGGGACGGAGAGCACAGCGGCUUCCGAAAAGAGCCCGGCCGCCGCCAGAGACCAAGGUCCCUCCAUUCCUCUCACUCCUGGGGACACCCCUGUCCGGAAGAGAAAAGAAUCGCUCUUUGACGAUGAUGAUGACCUUAUGGCCGCCCUGGGGUUUGGAGACAGCCCCAGAGGGGAGAGGAGGCAGCCAGGUGACCAGGAAGGGCCCCGCCCUGCUCGCUCCAAGCUGGAGGAGCUGCUGGGCCGAGGCGCUGCCCCCACACAGCGUGCUCGUCCGGGCACCGGGCAGCCCCUGGAGCUCAAGCUGGACAGGAAGAGCCAGAGGCCACAGGACAAAGAAGACGCCUGGGCCGAUGAGGACUUCACCUUCGGGGCCUAUCAGCCCACCGUGGGCUCCUCCGAGGGCUGGCCGUCCCGCCGGCAGCCGGGCAGCAGGUUCUUUGCAGAAGAUGGCGUAGACCGCAAGGGAGAGCCAGGCUCCAAGCAGGCCGCCCCCGCAGCAGCCAGCCCCAGCCCCCCCAGGAAGGGCGGCGCUGACUGGCUGGGCCUCAAGGACGAAGACGAGGACCUGCUCCCGCCCUCCCCCACCGCAGAGCCCCGCAGGAGAGGCCCCGCACUCCCCGCACCCUCCGGGCCCCGUCCUUCUGCCUCCGGCCCCCGCUCUGCCCCCGCUGGGCCGCCCCCCUCCUCCGGGGCACCGCCCCCGCCCGAGGGUGCAGGUCCCCCGGCCACAGCCGGCCAGCCCUGCCGGCCGGGGGCGUCUGCGGAGGAGGACUGGCUGAGCCACGCCUUGUCCCGGAAGAAGGCCCGCGGCCUGGCCAGGGAGGAGCGGGCUGCGGCCUCUAAGGGCCAGGUCCCGGAGCGGGCAGCCGGCCGCCCCCCGGCCAGCAGGGGCUCGGACCUGGCAGGAGAAGGCCUCAGCCAGCCUGUCCUCAGCCCUCCCGGGCCCGAGCCAGCGGCUGCCGGAGGGACGGCAGGGCCAGCAGCACGAAAGCCGCCCGCCCAGCCUGCCGCCUCAGGGGCCCCCGGGACUAGGAACCUGGCCAGCUUGGCCCUUGAUGCAGGCGACUCAAAGAAGGACACAGUCCCUGGCGACCUCUCCGGCACUGAGCCUGCAGUGCGUUUCCCGAGCUCCCAGGACCCCCCAGGGCUGGCUGCGCCCGUCCAGUCCCUGCUGCCGCCGGCCCUGGCACAGAGCCUGCCGCCGGGCACAGGAUACCAGCAGCAGCUCCUGGCUGCACAGCUGCAGCUUCAGAGUGGCACCGCCCAGCUCCAGGCUGAGCUGCUGCAGAGCCAGGCCCAGCUGGCAGACCUGGAGGCCCAGGUGCGGAAGCUGGAGCUGGAGCGGGCCCAGCACAAGCUGCUGCUGGAGACUUUGCAGCUGCGACACCAGGCCGACCUGGAGCUCAUCGAGAAUGCUCACAGAAGCCGCAUCAAGGUGCUAGAAACUUCCUACCAGCAGCGGGAAGAGCGGCUGCGGAGAGAGAACGAGGAGCUGUCCGCCCAGUACCUGUCGCACUGCCAGGAGGCCGAGCAGGCCCGGGCCGAGCUCACCGCCCGGCACCAGCGGCGCUUGGCGGCCGCCGAGCAGGAGAAGGACCAGGAGGUGGAGCGGCUGCGGCAGCUGCAGCGGGCCUCCAUCCUGGAGAUGCGCAAGGACCACGAGGAGCAGCUGCAGCGGCUGAAGCUGCUGAAGGACCGGGAGAUCGAUGCCGUCACCAGUGCCACCUCCCACACGCGGUCCCUGAACGGCGUCAUCGAGCAGAUGGAGAAGUGCUCCAGCAGCCUGAACGCGCUGUCCUCCCGCGUGGAGGCCUCGCACCUCACCACCGCGCAGGAGCGGGAGCUGGGCCUCCGGCAGCAGGACCAGCAGCUCCGAGCGCUGCAGGAGCGGCUGGGCCUGCAGCAGCGGGACAUGGAGGAGGAGCGGAGCCGGCUCCAGGAGGUCAUCGGGAAGAUGGAGGCCCGCCUGAGCGAGCAGAGCCGGCUGCUGGAGCAGGAACGCUGGCGGGUGAGCGCUGAGCAGUCCAAGGCCGAGUCCGCGCAGCGCGCCCUGGAGGAGCAGAGGAAGGUCACGGCCCAGCAGCUGGCCAUGGAGCGGGAGGAGCUGGAGAGGGCCAAGAGCGCCUUGCUGGAGGAGCAGAAGGCCGUCAUGCAUAAGUGCGGGGAGGAGCGGCGGCGCCUGGCGGCCGAGUGGGCCGAGUUCUUCGCGCAGCAGAAGCUGAGUAAAGAGCGGGCGGAGCGAGAGGUGGAGCGGGCGCUGCAGGCGGACGCCCAGCGGGAGGGCACCCUCAUCAGCCUGGCCAAGGAGCAGGCGGAGCUGAAGAUCCGGGCCAGCGAGCUCCGGGCCAAGGAGGACCAGCUGGCGGCCGAGAGGGAGGCUGUGGAGCGGGAGCGGGAGGGGCUGCGGCAGGAGAAGGAGAGGGUCCGCGCCGCUGCCCUGCGCAUCCGGCUCCGCUCCGAGGAGGUGGAGAAGAUGAGCCAGGUGGCCUCGGAGAAGUACCAGGAGGGGGAGCAGGCACUGCGGGAGGCCCGGCAGGUGCAGUCAGAGCAUCAGGCCCGGCUGCAGCUGGUGCGGCAGCAGGUGGAGCGGCUGCAGCAGCAGGAGCAGCACGUGCAGCAGCUAUGUCCUUCUCUCCGCGGACGGGGACAGGAGCAUCUGAGUCUGGCCCAGCAGAGGCUGCAGCUGGACCACGUUCGGCACGACCUGCCCUUCGGCCCUGUGGGGCCGCUUGCCCAAGCCCCAGGCCUGGCAGCGUCCGGCACGAGUGCCAUCGUGGCUCCCGCUCCCGCCAAUCCUCAGGGCCCCCAGCCGCCAGCCACCCUGGGCUCCUCGCUUCUCCACGCCAAGCUGGUGCUGAUGAAACACUCAGCUGAGCAGGACCGAGACUUCCUGGAAAAUGAGGAGUUCUUCCUGGAGACCCUGAAGCAAGCCUCAUACAAUAUGACAUCCCACCCAGCCUGA